UCCUGACGCUGCAGUCAGUGUGUCCUUCUCGCAUCCCGCUUCACACACAGGAUGACUCACAACAACCUUCACUUCCCCCUAACCUUCAUUUAACCCAGCCGGUGUGUAUCCACACACACUGCGCCCCGUUAACAACAUUCACUCCCCGCUGAAACGGCGGCGGAAGCAUGAUAUCCGACCCGGCGGCGGCGGCAGCUGCUGCAUCAUCGGCGGGCAACGGCGGCGACGGCGAGAACGCGCGGCACAGACACCGAGCGCACGGAGACGCGGAGCGGAGCGAGCAGCCGCAGCCGAGCGCAGUCCCGCAGCCCGCAUCAUCCGGAGUUUUGGAUAAGCUGUUUGGAAAGCGACUGCUGCAGGCCGGGAGACACAUCAUGUCCCAUAAAUCCUGGAUGAAGACAGUGCCCACAGAGAACUGUGACAUCCUUAUGACUUUUCCAGACAGCACAGAUGAUCACACGCUCCUUUGGCUUCUGAACCACAUACGGCUCAGCAUCCCUGAACUCCUUAUCCAAAUCCGCCAUCACAAACAGACCAGAAUGUAUGCCUUCUUCGUCACGGCAACAUACGAAAAUCUUUUACGAGGGGCUGAAGAAAUGGGAGUGCAGAAACCUGUGAAGCCGGAGUUUGGCGGCGGAUCUCGCAGCUUCUCCUGUGAGGAAGACUACAUCUACGAGAACAUUGAGAGUGAACUGUGUUUCUUCACCUCACAGGAACGUCAAAGCAUAAUCAAACACUGGAUGGACAAUCUCAGAGCUAAACAAGGGGAGGCCCUUCACAACAUUCACUUCCUGGAAGGGCAGCCAAUCAUUCCCGAGCUGAGGGCGCGAGGCGUUAUCCAGCAGGUCUUCCCACUUCAUGAGCAAAGGAUUCUGGGACAGCUGAUGAAGUCUUGGGUGCAAGCGGUGUGUGAAAAACAGCCACUUGAUGACAUUUGUGAUUAUUUUGGCGUAAAGAUUGCCAUGUACUUCGCCUGGCUGGGUUUCUACACCACGUCUAUGUUGUAUCCUGCUGUUAUUGGCUUUGUUUUGUGGAUGCUCACAGAAUCAGAUCAAACCAGCAGAGACAUCUGUUGUGUGGUAUUUGCACUAUUUAACGUGGUGUGGGCCACGCUUUUCCUGGAGCGCUGGAAGCGCAGAGGGGCGGAGCUUGCGUACAAGUGGGGUACACUGGACACGCCCGCAGAAUCGCUGGAGGAACCCAGACCUCAGUUCAGAGGUGUAAAGCGGUGCAGUCCAGUAACGGGCUGUGAGGAGUUUUAUUACCCGCCUUGGAGGCGGAGACUGUUCAGAUGGCUGGUCAGCUUUCCUGUCUGUUUAUUAUGUCUUUGCUUUGUAUUUCUGGCAAUGCUCAUCUGUUUCGAGCUUCAGGAAUUUGUGAUGGGAAUUAAGGAGCUUCCUCGCGUAGCAAGAUUCAUCCCUAAAAUCAUGCUGGCCAUCACUGUGACGGCGUGUGAUGAGGUGUACAGAAAGAUCGCCUGCUGGCUAAAUGACAUGGAAAACUACAGACUCCAGAGUGCCUAUGAGAAAAAUCUCAUCAUCAAAAUGGUUCUUUUUCAGUUUGUAAAUUCUUAUCUCAGCCUUUUCUAUAUUGGAUUCUACCUCAAAGACAUGGAGCGUCUGAAAGAGAUGCUGGCCACGCUUUUGAUCAUCCGUCAGUUUGUGCAGAACUUGAAGGAGGUCCUGCAGCCGUACCUGGCGGAGCGGCACCGGUUGGGCGACCUCACGCUGCGGGCCGUGUGGGAACUGCUGGUCUCAGCGCUGCUCAAGUACGGGCGACUUGCAGCAGGGCGAGCGCAAAUCUCACCCAGCGAUCCCACCAUGCCUGGGUCAGGUCUGCGAGCCUCACAGAUGGGUGAGGAGGGCGCACAUGAAAAGCGAGAACGUACGUGUUUGAACGGUGGCUGUGGUGUUCCAGAUGAAGACGUGGAGGAGGAGCUUAAAGAGAGGAACAGCGAAGAGGAGAGCGAGUCGGAGAGCCUCAUCGAUUGUGGACUGAAGUUACGUAAGGUCAGUUUCAUUGAGAAGGUGGAGCGCAAGUCCGCAAGUUGUGUCGGCCAGGGAGAUGACAGCUUCCUAGAGGAGGGAAGUCCGACUAUGGUGGAGCGGGGCAUGGAUCCUGCCUCCAUUUUCGAGAUGUGUGAUGAUGAAGAUGAUAACGGGGUGGGGGAGAUGAAGGAAAUGGCCGCUGAGCCACUACAGACCAGCACGUCGUUCAGGAUAAGGAAGAGGGGGCGGAGCCUGGAGAGAUCGGACAGUAAGACGAAAAUAUAUUCGUGGAUGGAUCUACCCGAGGAGCAAGAAACAACAACACACACGCAGGCGGAGACCGAGAGCUGCAUGCAAACAUACCAGGACACAUUUCAGGACUACCAGGAAAUGUUCGUCCAGUUUGGAUAUGUGGUGCUCUUCUCAUCUGCCUUCCCAUUGGCCGCCAUGUGUGCCCUCAUCAACAACAUCAUUGAGAUCCGCAGUGACGCGUUUAAACUGUGCACCAGCCUGCAGAGGCCUUUUGGCUUGAGGGUGGCCAGCAUCGGACAAUGGCAGACAGUGAUGGAAGCCAUGGGUGUGAUUGCCAUCAUAGUAAACUGCUAUCUGAUUGGUCAGUGUGGACAGCUGCAGAGACUGUUUCCCUGGCUUAGUCCUGAGAUGGCCAUUAUCUCCAUCGUCAUCCUAGAGCACUUUGCGGUACUACUGAAGUAUGUCAUUCAUAUUGCAAUACCAGACAUCCCCAGUUGGGUGAGAGAGGAAAUGGCCAAGCUGGAGUUUCAGCGCAAAGAGGCAUUCAAGAAGCACGAGCGUCAAGCGCAGCAGCAUUUCCAGCAACAGCAGAGAAGAAAACGUGAGGAAGAGGAACGUCAGCGCCAGGCAGAGUAUCAAGCCCGUCGCGACCGAGACGAAGGCCGUUCAGACUCCUCAGGUGGCGACCACCACCACGACAAGAGCCAAAGUGGAAAAUCCAGACCAGGGGGUGGAGGAGGAGCGUCAGGAGGGGAUAAACCCAAGCGUCCCAGCUCGCUUCUCGGCAACAAUAACGUCAUGAAACUGAAGCAGAUAAUCCCGCUGCAGAGCAAGUUCUCUUCCGGCACAGCCCGAUCUCCGCAGUCGCCCACCGGGAGCGAACCCAAGCUACCAGGCUUCCUCAGUUUCAAGUUCCUCAAGUCUCCAGAGAACAGAAAGGAGGCGGCAGCCGCUUCCACAAGUGCACCUGUAGUUCCUCCAGCGCAGGAGAGGAUGGAGAGGUCCCAAUCACCCAACAAAUCCUUCAACCCUGGAAAACUCUUUAACUUUGGGAAGUCGGAAGGAGGAGCGUGUGUAAACGGGGCUCAGCCCUCGAAACCGGGGGAUGGGGGACAGACGCAGGACAAGCCGUCCACGAAGUCCGACCUCAAUGGGGUUCCGGAUGAGAUCCCAUCCCCCUGUAGAGAGAAUGGGGAGAAUGGAUUGUCAUCCGACGCUGAGACAUCAGGCCCUAAAAUGUAACAAGAAAACAUCUCCAGUGAAGCACCAGUGUGAGAUGAUACUUAGUAAUGCAGUGGCAGUGAAAAUGUGAGGUAGACGUUUUCGGUGUAGAAACUGAUAUGGGAGCUGUACAUCGAAACACAGUUAAGGGGGAAUUCACUAAGAACAAAUCGUGGCCAGUAAUGACAGACUUUAUUUGCACACACUGUCCGCAUAGGUAUAGCGUCUGAUGCAUUAGGGCUUUGUUCACACUGCACCAAAGUUUGAUUUAUUCUUUUAGGACCAAUUUUUCGGAUCAAAUAAUAUACAGAGACCAUAUCCAGUAUAUAUACAUUAAUUAAUGACUGCUACGUGCAUAAUGCAGUGACACAAGAGAGAAUAGAUGUUAUUGUGAAAUAAAAGACAAAAAACUAAAAAUGUAUUCCGUUUAUGUCCAUCAUAAAAUCUUUCUGUUGUGAUGAACUCAAGUGGUUCACCAGACCGUCAAAGCAUCAACGGCAUUAUAGUAUUUACACAGUCAUGCAUUUGCUUUUUAAGAAAUAUUUAGUUUGUAUAAGCCGUUACAUAUAUCAAGCAUUUAAAAUAAUUGAAAUACAGCAUUUGAAACUAAAUUAACUUUGCUUUAAUAACAAUCAUUCACAACAGACUUGCUAUUCCUCAUGUUGGAAUUUGACACUUCCUAUAUGACAACUAAAGUGUAAUUACAGUAUUUUUAACACUAAAAAGGAACAGUUCACCCAAAAUUAACCCGUUUACUCACCCUCAAAUUAUUCCUAAUCCGUAUAAAUGUAUUUGUUCUGAUGCACACAGACAGAUAUUUGGAAGAAUGCUUGUAAAAGUUCCUUGGCCACCAUUGACUCCCAUAGUAGGAAAAAUGACAAUGGUAGUCAAAAGUGCCCCAGAACUGUUUGCUGUUCUACAUUCUUCUAAAUAUCUUCUUCUGUGUUUAACAGAACCAAGAAUUUUAUAAAGCAACUUGAGGUUGAGUAAAUGAUGACAGAACUUUCAUUUUUGGGUGUUCCUUUAAAGGUUGCAUUUAUCUAAAUGCAGAUAUGUUUGCUGUUCAAACUACACAAAGCAACGAAAAAUAUUUGGAUAGUUGGAUUUAUCAGUAAAUCAGAUUUUUGCUGCCCGUCUGAACAAAGCCUAAAGAAAUCAAGCUCAAACACGCCCACAAAAUUAGCCUUGAUCAGGGCAAUUGCAUCCUAUGCUGUAGACUUAUAUUAGAGCCUGAGCCUAAUUUGCAUAGAAAGAAGACGUGGUUUAGAGAAGAGGGAUGAUGAUGUCAUUUACAAAGGGUGCAUUGCUAUACAUGUUUAGGUUGGAUUAUGGCUGGCAUGUGAAUAGCAUGCAAGGUUUUAAACAGCUGUUAGAAAAACAGCACACUAAAGUGUUCCAGCUUUUAAAUUCACCCCUUAAAAAGUAAAGCUUUGCUAUAUUCAAAAAGAACAUGGUUGAAAAGACCUCUCUUCCACUCAUUUACAUACAGCUCACAUGCAACCCAGAGCCAUUGAAGAGAGAGAGUUGCGUCAACUCCGUUGACUCCAAAGGAACAGUUUUUUCACAGUAAUGGCGAUUCAUGGAGGCUCUUAAUAGUUCCUAGAAGUAACUAGUUACGCCAAUAGACCAAAUGAGGUCAACUUUGAACCCAUUUAAAGACGAAAGCCAUUUAAUGAAUAAAAAAAGAAAGAAAGAAAGAAAUCAUUUAGAGAAAAAAACAUCUGAAGGCUCCAUGAAUCAUGUGACGCUCCAGCGUUUUGGACUUCUGUUGGCACAACUCGCUCUAUCAAUAGCUCUGAUGCAACCCUAGCAGAGCCAGUAAUAAUCCAAGAUCCCACAAGACUUCAAAAACUACAUGUGGUUUCAACUGUGUGUGUUAUUUUAGGCCUGAAAAUAGCUGGUUAUGUAGAGCAAUAGCAACUUUACAAGCAAAAAAAGGAACGGGUGGUUUGAAUCAAUGCUAUAGAACAGGCCCUAAACGGCAAUAUUCUCAUGUCAAAUAAAAAGAGGAAAGAUGAAAACUGCAAAGAGAAAACAUGAGACAUGUCUGAGAUGUUUGUUUGAUUCAUUUGUGUCAUUCUGCAUUUCAACCCGCAAUUCACAAAUAUUAUUAUAGCUAUAUUUUGAUCCGUAAUAUGCUUUAUCCUUGCUAUCCUCUAUCUGAUUGGAAACAAAAGUAUUUUUUUUGCAUUAUAACAAAAUACCCAGCUUCACCUUCAAAACUUUCUUUUGAGUUUUCUGACCGGUAAGACAGAGCAGCAUUGUCCCAACCAGUGGCAUACAUUUGGGGUUAAACUUGUCUGUUUUUUCAACCUAAGCCAAAAGAUGAAGGCAGUGUUCAGAAAACCUGUUAUAAAUAAUUAUUUAUGCAAUUCCUGUGACAUUUUUAUUUCUUUACAGAAGCAAAGCUCAUAUUUUUCUUCUUUGCACGUUAUUUUCGUAAAACCCCAUCCCAGUCGUUAAGCAUGUGCUUCUGGAAAUAUAGAGAAAACACUAAAAGACGUCAUUAUAUUUGAUUUUCUAAAUGUGUCCUGAGCAACCAAGGGAGUCUUACACAGUGCAUUUUUUGCAAAAUCCAUGACACAGUGUCUCCUCCUUUAAACGUUUUUGUUGAAGAAGUUGGAUUUUUGUAAAACUAUGGAUAUAUUUUUUAGUUAAAGUCUACGAAAAAACGAGAGGUGCCUCAACAACAAAUGGAAAAUUGCAUUUUUACUUUGUAGUUUCAUAGAAGACAACUAUGCACAUGUUCUUUGUUUGGUCGGCUGGAUUUGUCUAACAGAAGUUGCAAUAAUAUUUUGGCUGGAAUGAUGAUUUGGAUUUGUCUUAAAUAUGUUCAGAAAAUGUUGAGUACAGUAAUAGAUCAAUAUGUUUUUAAUUAUUACAUUUCAUCCAGAAAAAUGUGUUGCUUAUAACAACCUGGUAUGAAACAGCUGUCUUAAAUCCUAAAUUUGAUCUUAAAUUAAGAAUGUGAUUUUAUUGUACCCCGGUCACUUCAACGGUAAACAUACAACCAGUUUUAAUGUAGCGGUCCUGUCGAGCCAAACAUAAUUCUCUCUUUUCUAAACGUUAUUCUCCACCAAAUAUAAUACUUGUUUUGUUCACAAAACUAUUCAUUUUAAUCAAUUUCUCAGCAACUAGGUCCUAGCAAGACAAUUUAGUUAAAUAGCUAUUAACCUUUAUAUAUUUUUUUCCAUGUUGUUUCACGACAAAAUCACUUGGUAGUGAACAGCAGAGUUCAUAUCCUUCGCUAGAAAGAUGUAUGUCAUCAAAAAUAAUAUUUUUUAUGUACUAUGACAUUCUCUUUAUAGCUAAAGUCACUCAGCCCACAUUGAUCAUCAUUCACUGUAAGAGUAACUCAGGUCUCCUGACUGAUACUGUGAGGAAUCACAUUCAUUACAGAGGGGCAGAAAAAACGAUUAUUGUUUAUUUGUUUGUAGUGUUCUGUAUCGAGCUGAUUCUGCAAUAUGAUGGAUGAAGGAAACUUGUAAAUCCUGAAUGUGCUGUAAGGUUGUGUCAUCUCUGUAUGAUCCGUCUACAUUGUGGUCAUCGUUACAGUACAGUUUAAUGUCAUCAGACCGUCAGCUCUGGCCUAAUAACAGUCACAUUUCUGUUGUCUUUGUUUGUUUAAAGAAGUGAGUAGUUAAGCUAUUGAUAGUUGGAAGACAGCAUAGGUUUGUUGUGUAAGAACUGCUGUACAUUCGGUCUAACUGUGAAAUAUGAAGUGAUUGUGGUGAGAGGGGCCACAGAUGUCCCUCUCUGAAGGCAACCUCACAAACCUAUCAUGAGCUCUUCCAAUGUUCCACUGUAAAACUUUCUUUCUUAAAGAAAACAAUAUUAGGGGGCGGGAUUAUUUAUUUCUUUUAUUUUGUCAUAUUUUUGUAAGAAGUGAAAUGGGAUAAUAAAACAGAUUUAAAUUUA
This is a messenger RNA of Triplophysa dalaica, 7379 nucleotides long. It is a transcript of the gene ano8b, whose product is annotated as anoctamin 8b. The record is from RefSeq and is a predicted model, not a curated record. Gene Ontology annotation, molecular function: chloride channel activity. Bases 168 to 3482 code for a protein of 1104 amino acids. Gene Ontology annotation, biological process: chloride transmembrane transport. Gene Ontology annotation, cellular component: plasma membrane. NCBI's taxonomy places the organism in Eukaryota, Metazoa, Chordata, Actinopteri, Cypriniformes, Nemacheilidae. The transcript is spliced from 17 exons.